This is a messenger RNA of Cherax quadricarinatus, 809 nucleotides long. RefSeq names its product heme-binding protein 2. The record is from RefSeq and is a predicted model, not a curated record. NCBI's taxonomy places the organism in Eukaryota, Metazoa, Arthropoda, Malacostraca, Decapoda, Parastacidae.
AUGAGGCUGGCAGAGAAGAUGGUGGUGGUGAUGCUGGCAGCUUCCAGCUGCCUGGCUGCUCCCGAGGGUAAUUUCUUCGGUGGAGUAGGUGAGACUCCUUCAGAGAUCGCUCCUUACACCGUCAUCAAGGAGGCGGCAACAUAUGAGGUGAGGGUGUACGAGCGCAUGAAGUGGGUGUGUUCCCACGUUGUUGACACCCAUCCUGACGCGAAGAAUAUGGUAAAACUCUUCUUUGCACUCUUCCACUACACUGGCGGAGAGAAUUCCAUGGGUUUGAAGCUACAAAUGACAGCUCCUGUGACCUCGCUGGAGGAGACGUAUAAUGCUGAACAGAAACUGUAUCAAAUAUGUUUCUACAUCCCUGCCGCCUUCCAGGAGAACCCGCCCACUCCCACUGACAAAGAUGUUUACAUCCAAGAACACCCACGACUCACAAUAGCAGCAAGGACCUUCAGUGGGAUGGUGAUGAAUAUUAGCGAGUGGGAAGCUGAGGAUGCAGCGCUUCUAACCGACCUCAACAAAGCUGGAGAAACAGAUAUUGAUUUGACGCGUCGUUACGGGAUGUUUUCUCUGGUCAACGAGAGAAGUUCAAGAGCAGAUUUCUUCUACAGGGCAAUGUACGACUCUCCUUUGAAGAGCACAAGCAGGCGCAACGAAGUCUGGUUUAUCUUGAAGAAGUAAAGCUCGAUCCUGACGACCUGAUCGCCACUAAUUCUUUAGUCAACUCUAUCACAUACAUGUACACACAGAACAAUGUGUGAAUGUAAACUUCCAUGAAUACACAAGCGGAUGACACACACACACACACA